AUGAGUAGGUCUCUGGCCUCGUGUAAGGGCAGUUGUGACCCUGCCUCUGCCAGGGCCCAAGGUUGGGAUGUCCAUGCUGACCUCUCCUUAACUGUGGUGUUCAGCUAUACACAGAAUGGCAUUUUACAUAUGUUGGACAGAAAUAAGAGAAUCAAGCCCCGGCCAGAAAGAUUCCAGAAUUGCAAGGACCUGUUUGAUCUGAUCCUCACUUGUGAAGAGAGAGUCUAUGACCAGGUGGUGGAAGAUCUGAAUUCCAGAGAACAGGAGACCUGCCAGCCAGUGCACGUGGUCAACGUGGACAUCCAGGACAACCAUGAAGAGGCUACCUUGGGGGCAUUCCUCAUCUGUGAGCUCUGCCAGUGUAUCCAGCACACAGAGGACAUGGAGAAUGAGAUUGAUGAGCUGCUGCAGGAGUUCGAGGAAAAGAGUGGCCGGGCCUUUCUGCAUACUGUCUGUUUCUACUGAGCUGCCCUAAGGGGCACCUUGCCGGCCGCCCUGCACAGCCACCUUCUGGAGCCCUUUCGUUAAUGCAUUUUCCCUCCUGAAACUUGUUUUUACUCCUAGGUGUUGUGCCAGUGGAUGGUGGUAGUACCCCAAUGUAAUAUACGUAUGGAAUGAGGAGUAUACAAAAAUGUCAGGUUAAAAACCAUUGUUCUCAACCAAAAGCAAAAAAGACGGUUUACCCCAUGGCCCCCCUAGUGUGUGCCUGUGGUUGGCCUGUCUGGCCCUUUUCUCCCCAAUUUAACUGUACAAAUGUUUAAAUAAAGCAAUGGGCUGUAUCUUAUUAGGAAAGAACCUGGAAUUGCCUAAUAAAUAGAUCUGCUGAUUGUCUUUGCUUUGUACUGAAUU
Messenger RNA from Castor canadensis (American beaver), 849 nucleotides. Lineage: Eukaryota; Metazoa; Chordata; Mammalia; Rodentia; Castoridae. The record is from RefSeq and is a predicted model, not a curated record.